UCUCUUAUUCCAUAUAACUUCAGGUUUUAGUAAUGAAAGUCGGUUAGAAAUGGUUCGAGCGACCUUAUCCCAAUAUAUGUAUUUUUAUAUACAAUGAAGGAACUUCCAGUUUAUGAGUUUUUCCAGAUUUCAUAAAAAGGAAUCGUUUAGGAAAUCCACAUAAUUGAGAAACUUUGUAUGCUAAAAGUUGAUUUAGAAAGAACCCUACCCAAAAAGAACCCCUCAACGUCCUUGUUAGCAAAGACGACCAUAGAAAUUUUACCGAAUUCAUGAAAUCGAAUAGGAAAGUUAAGAAAUUAUCUAAGCAAAUGCAGAGAAUGCUUGGUGUUCGUUCUAUCAAGAACAUCAUUUUUGAAGAAAACGAUGGUACUGAAAUACCUUUCACUGAUAUGUUCGAGUACCGCACAGCCAUUGGAGCUGGAGGUUUUGGAUUCGUAGUAGCCGCUUUGGAUAGAUCUACAGGUGAAGAAAUAGCAAUUAAGAUUUUAUGUAAAGACAAGGCAAGUGAUAAAGUUAUUGAAUUAUUUAAGCAAGAAGCUGAGCUCUUGGAGAUGUACAAUCAUCCGAAUAUCACAAAAUUCAGGUUUUUACACAAUUACAGUAAUUAUAUAUGCCUCGGCAUGGAGCUAUGCAUGGGAGGAACUUUAAUGGACUGGAUUAUACAGCAAAGGCAAGUUGAAUACGAAACCUGAGAAGAAUAUGAAGAGAAAUGAGCUGAGAUAACCAAAUACAUCUUAGAAGGUCUCCACUAUCUCCAUAACAGCCUUGAGAUGAUCCACAGAGAUCUCAAGCCUGCUAAUAUUUUAUUUUUGAAGAAAAAUGAUCUCUCUUCAGUUAAAAUAUGAGAUUUCGGGUUAGCUAAAAAUGUUGGAAAUUCUAUAUUUGAUCAGCAUUAUGAAAAUGUUGGAACAAUUAUGUAUCAAGCGCCUGAGCAAAUGGAUGAAUCAAAAUCUUACUCUAAAGCAGCAGACUUGUGGGCUAUUGGCAUGAUCAUCUAUGAAAUGGUAACCAAGGGAGGUCACCCAAUCCUAGGUGCUGAUAUUCAUAAAAGCGUUAAAAUUACUGCAAUUGAUUACAGAAAACGGAUGGAUAAGUUUGAUAUGAGCUUUAAGGAAUCCAAUACAACUUGAAACAUUUCAGAUUUUGCUAAGAAUUUGAUUAGUAAUCUUUGAAGCAAAAAGGCUAACUUGAGGUACAACUGAAGCAGAGCUCUCAUGCAUCCUUGGAUUACAAGAAACGAGAAUGACAAAAUUCCACUGACUCCACAAGAAGAACUGGAGAGGAACUUCUUGAGAAUGGACUCUGAGAGAUCAAAUAUUCUGAACAAUUCCGAGUUUUUAUCCAAGAACAAGGAGCCAAUUCAAAACCAUACAAAAGCUGCCAUCAAGAUAGAGAGAUUAUCAGAAAGAGAUAGUUCCAGUUCAAAUGAAUAUUCCCUUUCGGAUCAUCAGAAUGAAUCAAGCGGCAGUAUUGGAAAAAUUGGCAGCAGAAAUGCCUCUAUAGUGAAGGGAACUCCAAUCCCUGUCAAGUCUAAAAUUAGUAACCUGAGUAAAUUAUCUAAGAGGUCAACUCUGAAGCUCAAAAAGAACAAGAGGAACAAUAAUUUUAUAAACAGGAGUGCUAAGAAGAGAGUAUUAACUGUAAAUAAAGCUCUUAGUACUAAGUUCAACUCUCACAGAAGGAACAAGGAUAAAUUUCUUCUCCCUCCGAUCAGGAAUGGAACUCGUUGUACUGAUACAUAUGAAAGUAAAUCCAAUACUUCAAGAGCUGGGACUGACAACACCAAAAGAAAGCUGGACAACAAGAAGAUCAAUAGCAUUCCAUUAGGUAAUGCUAGGAUUAUGGGGCAUAAGUCACCUAUCAAAGUUCCUAUCUCAAAACGACUCUCUGACCAUUUGGAUUUGGAGAAAAAGCAGUAUUGUAAAAAUUAUGAUUUCUCAAUCAAGAAACCCUGAAGAAUAUGCCUAUUCCAGCAUUGUCAAUGAACUAUACCUAAAUCAUCAAAAUAUCAACCAGGGAUGAGCAAGAGUAAAUAUAAACCUCCUUUUAAGAGCGUUGAAAAAAGAGAUGCCCAAAGGUCCUCUCUCACAAGGAUCGAACUAAACAAGGACAUCGAUCAGUUCUCUUCUCCAUAUAACAAGGAAAAGGAAGAGAAUACCUAUUUUCCAAAAUCUUGGAUAUUUUCAGCGAAAAUAUUUAAUCAGUAGUAAAGUAACUUUUCAACAUAUAAA
Messenger RNA from Moneuplotes crassus, 2231 nucleotides. Lineage: Eukaryota; Ciliophora; Spirotrichea; Euplotida; Euplotidae. The record is from the annotation of a GenBank genome assembly.